CGCGCGGGUCACGUGGCGCGGGGCGGAGCCUGCGCCGGACCGGCCGGAGCGUGUCGGGAGCCGGCGCCGAGGCCCGAGCCGCGGGAGCGGAGCGAAGACAUCCCCGAGGCCGCUGUGCCCCGCCAGGCCUCCGCAGCCGCCGCCAUGGGCAGAGCUUGGGCAGCUUAAAUCGCUCUUCUCGAAUCGCCCUUCCUCGGCAUAUUAGUUGUGAUGAAUAGCGCUCCCUAACUCGUUUCAGGUUUGCAAAGCUCAAAUUUUUAGAAGUUAUCAAACCUUUCUGUGCCGUUCUACCCGAAAUUCAGAAACCUGAGAGGAAAGCAGAGUGGACUUUGAAAAGUAAAGAAACUUAUGUUCAAGAAGUUUAGCUAUUUGUUUUAGCUGUUACUGACUAGGGUAAAAGGGACAUUUUAAAUAACAGAUCCAGUUUAGAGAAAAGGUACUAUGGACUGCUAUAACUCUGUUCAUUUUCUUAGUAUGUUGUCAGAUCCCACUCUUUGGAAUCAUGUCAUCAGAUUCCGCGGAUCCUUUCUACUGGAUGAGAGUUAUUCUUGCAUCUAACAGAGGAACUUUAAUGGAAUUGGGUAUUUCCCCAAUUGUAACAUCUGGUUUGAUCAUGCAGUUGUUAGCUGGAGCCAAAAUCAUUGAAGUUGGAGAUACACCCAAAGACAGAGCUCUAUUCAACGGAGCCCAGAAAUUAUUUGGUAUGAUCAUUACGAUUGGGCAAGCCAUUGUGUAUGUCAUGACGGGGAUGUACGGGGACCCUGCAGAAAUGGGUGCUGGCAUCUGUCUCCUUAUCAUUAUUCAGUUGUUUGUUGCUGGUUUGAUUGUGCUGCUGUUAGAUGAGCUGCUACAGAAGGGUUACGGCUUGGGGUCUGGUAUUUCCCUCUUUAUUGCCACCAACAUCUGUGAAACCAUUGUCUGGAAGGCCUUUAGUCCCACUACCAUUAACACUGGCAGAGGUACCGAGUUUGAGGGAGCAGUCAUAGCUCUGUUUCACUUGUUGGCCACCAGGACAGACAAAGUCCGAGCUUUAAGGGAGGCUUUUUAUCGUCAGAAUUUGCCCAAUCUCAUGAACCUCAUUGCUACAGUCUUUGUGUUUGCUGUUGUUAUAUAUUUUCAGGGAUUUCGUGUUGACUUGCCCAUUAAGUCAGCCCGGUACCGAGGACAGUACAGUAGCUAUCCCAUCAAGCUCUUCUACACCUCGAACAUUCCCAUCAUUCUUCAGUCGGCCUUAGUUUCAAACUUGUAUGUGAUUUCCCAGAUGCUGUCUGUGCGAUUUAGUGGCAACUUUUUAGUAAAUCUACUAGGACAGUGGGCUGACGUCAGUGGGGGAGGCCCUGCUCGUUCCUACCCUGUUGGAGGCCUUUGUUACUACUUGUCUCCUCCUGAGUCCAUGGGUGCCAUAUUUGAGGAUCCUGUCCAUGUUGUCGUUUACAUCAUCUUCAUGUUGGGAUCCUGUGCAUUCUUUUCUAAGACGUGGAUAGAGGUAUCUGGCUCCUCAGCCAAAGAUGUAGCUAAACAGCUAAAAGAACAGCAAAUGGUAAUGAGGGGUCACAGAGAUACCUCUAUGGUCCAUGAGCUUAAUAGGUACAUCCCCACGGCAGCCGCGUUCGGUGGUCUGUGCAUCGGUGCCCUGUCGGUGUUAGCCGACUUCCUUGGGGCCAUCGGAUCGGGCACUGGAAUUCUGCUUGCAGUCACUAUUAUUUAUCAGUAUUUUGAAAUAUUUGUUAAGGAACAGGCUGAAGUUGGUGGGAUGGGUGCUUUGUUUUUUUAAGUGUUCCAAAUAUUUCUUUUUGUGUGUGUGAAAGGGAAAAUAUUUUGACACAUUGUUUUUGUCAAAGAACGCCAGUCCCCCUUCUCUUCCUUCACGGUUUCUUGUUUUCAAGUGCUACCUGUCCCAUUUCCAAAAUGGGCACCGAGCUAAGCCUGUGUGCAGCGUUAGUACCAGCUGCCUUAAAACUGAAGUUUACAUUCUCCAUUAAGAAGUGUCCAUCCAGUGUCGCCUGUGCUGCGGGAGAGCAGUGUGACUGCCUUGCUGUGUUCAGUCACCACAGGGAGGCGGUGAUGUGGAUUCCUUUUGCACACAACGUUCAGAACACUAUCCCCCCACGCACACUUGUUUAAAAAUGAAUCUAGUUCAGAUCGCCACUUUCCAAUACUUUUGAGCUUAUUUAAUGAGUUCUGGAACACUUGUAUCUAGUCUAUAUUUUAGAUAAUUACUUUUUAUACUUUUUUAACUCAUAGUAUCCAUGCUCCCGGCCCUCCCUCCCCAGACCCUCCCUCUUAUUGGUCCCUUUCCAAAGCAGCCACGGGCAAAACUCAAGAUGAGUCACUUCUGUCACUAGAGCCAGCUGCUUCUAGUCACUCUUCCCGCCCUUCUUCCCCCUUUCUUCCCGUGACAGCAUACGCGGUGCUGUUGGACUGUAUUGGCUAUGCCUUCUAACUCCAACCAGUCACUUGAGAAUGCCCUUUAAGACACUAUGUCCCAAUUCGGUUUUUUCUUUCUUUUUUUAAAUCCCUGAGGCAAAGAUUUAAUUCUCAAGCAGUGUCUGUAGCUCAGUGGGGGUGAACAAUAAGUAAUUCAUGCUAGGAAUUUAUGUAUGUUGUUGUGUUUACAGCAGCAACAUGAGUGUAAACAGUAGACAAUAAACUUUUAUUUAAUAAAACUGUUUCGGCUGUGUUGGAAGAAUAAAGAAAUCUGAUACUGUGUUUUCUGAGAUUACUUGUAUGGGUUCACUGUAUUCAUACAGAGCCCAUGGUGAUUUGCCUGUUCAAAGAGGCCAAAUGUGAUUACAUACUGACGUUUAAUCCUCAACUGUUCAGGGACACUGGCCAAUUUAAAGGUGCUCAUGUAUGUGACUAGUAUUUGGAAAAGGACAGGAAGACAGUGGUCUCAGAAGUUUCUCAGUCUCUGUUUGAAACUGCAAAGCUCUCUGUCAGUAUUUCUUUUUUCAAAGUAUGUGCUUUAUUUUCCAGAUCAAACUUAAUUCUGAAAAGAUAUUUUCAGAAGUAGUUUUCCGUCAUGGUUUGCUCUUUCUGUAUGUGUAGCAAGUAUGUCUUAAGCUUAGGGUUACCAAGCCAGGUAAUUCCAGGGCCAAGACAGAUGAGACAAAGGCAGGCAGAAGGGCAACAAGAGCCAGCAUCUCCAAGGUGCCCAGGACCGCUGUCACCACAGGAAUAUGGGACCCAGUGUUGUCGCAAUAUGACAUAAGAAACCUGGUGUUUUAAAAUGUAGGCAGAUAAACAGUGCUAGCCAAUCAAAACAUGCAGACUGCCAGUUCUCAGACACGUCGUCCCCACAGCAUAGCCUGUGAUGUUAACAGAUACAGCAAGGGCUUUAGAGAUACGGGCUAGGAUUCAGCUGCCUCUUGAAGAAAAUGGGGAGAGAACAGCAGACAGAAUGGACAGGUAGGGGUUCAGAUCUCAUUCCCCCAUCGUCAUGAAGAGCUGGUCCUUCCCAUCAGAAGUGGCUUGGGAAGAACGUGUGUGUGUGUGUGUGUGUGUGAAGAGUGGUCUGUGUUGGGGUCUGUGUGCCUUGUCUCUUCUUCAUUUUUGUUUUUUCUUCUGGAUUUUGAAAGGAGUAAUGUGGCAAAUUAUAGGAUGUGUCCUUGUGGGUUAAAGGAAAAGGAUUAAGCUCUUUGGAGCAUCACGAUACCCAUGAUUAAAAAUCAGGACUCUGGGGCUGGCGCUGUGGCAUGGUGGAUUAAAGCUGCCUCCUGCAGUGCCAGCAUCCCAUAUGGGCGCUGGUUCGAGUCCUGGCUGCUCCACUUCCGAUCCAGCUCUCUGCUAUGGCCUAGGAAAGCAGUAGAAGAUGGCUCAAGUACUUGGGCCCCUGCACCUGCAUGGGAAGACCUGGAGGAAGCUCCUGGCUCCUGGCUUCAGAUUGGUGAAGCUCCAGCCGUUGUGGCCAAUUGGGGAGUGAACCAGCAGAUGAAAGACCUCUCUCUCUCUCUCUCUUUCUCUGUAACUCUUUCAAAUAAAUAAAAUAAAUCUUAAAAAAAAAAAAAUUGGCCGGCGCCGCGGCUCACUAGGCUAAUCCUCCGCCUAGCGGCGCCAGGACACGGGGUGCCGGAUUCUGUCCCAGUUGCCCCUCUUCCAGGCCAGCUCUCUGCUGUGACCAGGGAGUGCAGUGGAGGAUGGCCCAGGUGCUUGGGCCCUGCACCCAUGGGAGACCAGAAAAAGCACCUGGCUCCUGGCUCCUGCCAUCGGAUCAGCGCGGUGCGCCGGCCGCCGCGCACCGGCAGCGGCGGCCAUUGGAGGGUGAACCAACGGCAAAAGGAAGACCUUUCUCUCUGUCUCUCUCACUGUCCACUCUGCCUGUCA
Messenger RNA from Oryctolagus cuniculus (rabbit), 4323 nucleotides. The record is from RefSeq and is a predicted model, not a curated record. Lineage: Eukaryota; Metazoa; Chordata; Mammalia; Lagomorpha; Leporidae.